AUGGCGAGCAAAGUUAUGGACCUGAUCUAUUGGAAGGACACAGAACGAACAGGAAUGGUGCUGACGGGUUUAGUGGUGGGCCUGCUGUGCCUCUUCCAGCUCAGCAUCAUCACCGUGAUCUCCACAGUGUCUCUCGCCAUAGUGUGCUUCACAAUCUCAGUGCGCAUCUACUACAACAUCCUUCACAGCCUCAAAUGGGGCGAUGGAGAGCACCCCUUCCAGUCCUACCUGGACAUGGACAUCAGUUUUAGUGGGGAGCAGGCUGAGCUGCAAAUUCAGAAAAUGAUCAUCAUGACUUUGUGUGCUGUGGACAGCCUGAAAAGACUCUUCUUCGUCAGCAACCUCUUUGAGUCCCUCAAGUUGCUCUUCCUGAUUUAUCUGGUGACGUACCUCGGUGAUCUGUGCAAUGGCCUCACGCUCCUCAUCAUAGGUGUGAUUGCGCUCUUUUCAGUGCCGCUUUUUUACCGACGGCGUCAGGAACAGGUGGACAGUUUCAUUGCAAAAAUCCAGGCUCUCAUUGACAACGUCAAGGACUUCUUCCGACGAUUGGCCCACGGUGGCAGCCCCCCGCCCGACCCAACCCCAGGUGGUGCCAAACCAAAAAUUCAAUAA
This is a messenger RNA of Nerophis lumbriciformis (worm pipefish), 612 nucleotides long. NCBI's taxonomy places the organism in Eukaryota, Metazoa, Chordata, Actinopteri, Syngnathiformes, Syngnathidae. The record is from RefSeq and is a predicted model, not a curated record.